Messenger RNA from Silurus meridionalis, 3243 nucleotides. It is a transcript of the gene sycp2l, whose product is annotated as synaptonemal complex protein 2-like. The transcript has 33 exons. The record is from RefSeq and is a predicted model, not a curated record. NCBI's taxonomy places the organism in Eukaryota, Metazoa, Chordata, Actinopteri, Siluriformes, Siluridae. Bases 308 to 2737 code for a protein of 809 amino acids.
UUGUUAUAUUAUUAGAAUUGUUUUAUUAAAAGUCAAUUAUUAAAUAUUUAGAUAACCCAAACCACUAUACUUUUGUGAUAUCAUGCCCGUCCUUUCAGGCAAUUGUUUGCUGUGCUAAAUUUCUGCAUGGGACAAAUUCCAACCCCUGCCAAAGGACCUAAUUCGUGCAGGAAGGUGCCGUCGGAAAAAAGAAAUCUACACACAUUCAAGUCCCAAAACUCUUUAACCACGUGUGCUUGGGGCCAUUGUUUUCUAAUCUACCGCACCUGUUCCCGUUUGCCUGUUGCGAGGUCGUUCGUUCAAAAUUAUGAGUAUAUCAAGCAAACUGGAGGUUGCUUUUGCCACCAACAAUGUUACUUCCGUUGUUCUAUGUAUUUUGGGGGAGAAAUCAUCAGCGUCUAUAAUGGAUCAACUGGAUGACGUUGCAUGCAGGGAUUUGCAUAAAAAUGAAUUCAAAAAUGUUACACUUAUAUUACGGGCGGUUGAACAAGUAAUCUCCAAAGACGAAGACUACAUCAACCAACUGGUCUCUCAUGGAUUAUUGAUCAAGAUGCUCACUUGGUUUGAGAUGGUUUGUGAGCAUUUAAAGGUGCAGCAGAAACCAAACAAGGCUCCUAUGCGACUCAUGGAAGUGUUCUGUGAGGUGUCUAUGAAACUUUGCCAGAGCAACACUGAAGGCAAAAUUAAGAUUUUGGAGAUUCUUAUAUUAAGGUUUGGAGCUGUUGUGAUUGAUCAAGAUGUACAUUUCAAUCUUCGUCUAGAGGCAAUUAAGACAAUAAAUACAAUGCUGGACAGCGCUCCAAAAGAAACUCGCAAAAAAAUAUGCCAGUCUGACCAUAACGCUUUGCUAGAGGAGCUUGCUAAAGUGAUAAUUCAUGUCGGUGAUUAUGAAAUGCAGGUGGCCAUUUCUGAGGCACUCUGUCGGAUGACACCAAAAAAACUAAGGGGGGAAUUGGCUGGCAAGUGGUUCAGCUACAGAAGCUUUGCUUCAUCUUUCACAAAAAUAAGGGUUAAAGAGUUUGAAACAGAUUGUAGGAUAUUUUUGAAUGAACUCAACAGCUAUUUUGGGAGUUUAAGCAGAGUGUUUUCAUAUCCAUGCAUAACAGCAUUUCUAGACACCACUGAGAUGUUUAAACCAGAUGAUGAACUUUUGCAAAAAUUCUGGAUAGACUUUAAUAUAGGUACAUCUUGCAUUGGCUUCUAUGUAAAUGACCCACAAGAAUCCCUGUGGGAACUUAUUCAUUUGCCUAUAGAAGCUGUUAGUUCCUACAGCUUACAGGAAUGUGGUGAUAUGAAGAUCUUGAGCAUCCACAUGUUACUUCCUGUGCAUCAUGGAAAGAUCUCUGGAAAAAUGGUGCAGGUUACCUUUGACUGUAGGCAUGACAUUCAAACUGCUGUGAACAAAGUCUUUGCUGGUGGAGAUGAAUUACAACUGAUAGAGCUGAGAAAGCAUGCUGUAUUUACGCAGGAAGAUUCAGGAAUUCCAAAUACUCCAACUGAAAUUAAACAGCCAUUCACCAGUCCCUCUAUCACAGAAACUACAGGAAGUACUCAAAGUGUGCCUGGAAAACUUUCAUCACAUAUUCAUAGGGCAUUUCCAGCAGAAGAGACCUAUUCUUUAAUAGAUGAUUCUGACACAGAGGUGACAGAUGCAAAAGCUGUAGUCUUCAGUCAGUCUGUCUCAUCUAAUGGGUCUGCCAGUUCUGUUAAGUCCUUUCCAUCUGCAAAACUUACACAAAAGAGGAAGACUAGGAUGUUUUACUCUGAAACUGACUGCUGUGUGUCACCUGGAGAGAAACUUUUGCUUAGACACAAACCUCAAUGUGACUACACCAGGAAAAGAACAAGAAUGAAGAGUAAAUUCAAAGUUCUUCCAAUUUCAUCACCAAGUAGCAGUGAAGAGAAGUUGUUUAAGGAAUCAACACCCAUCCACAAACAGAAAAUCAAGAGGAGUGAAGGAAUGAGUAAAUCACAGAAUCUGGAUCUUUCCCACCAACCCAUUGAGACCAUUGUGAAUUCAAGGUUUCAAGAUAAAAUGUGCAUUGGAGAUUCUGCCACAAAGGAGAACCCUGUUGGAUGUAUUGAAGAACAGACUUUUGAAAAAGAAAAAUCUGAACUUCCAAACAAAAGACCACUAACAUCAGUAGAGUUGGAUGCAUGUUGUGAGGAUAAAGAACAGCUCUCAUUCUCUACACUCAAACCCAGAAAACUUUUCAUCUCACCCUCUCUAGAGAGUGCUAAAGAAGCAAUAACCCAAGCAAUGAUUGAAGAUGACGAGUCUGAAGAAGAACUGAGUACUGGAAUCAUGAAUGCCUUUGAUUCUUUUAAAGCUCAUCUAAGAGAACAAUUCUCUUCCAGGUAUAAGAAGACUGAAACAAAGUCACUGAGAUCUUUGACUGACUGCCAAAAAACUGUUUCAACAUUGCUAAAAACAGUGCAUGAUCAAAGGCUUAUUCAUUUGGACUGUUUCCAGAAUGCUGUACUCCAUCAGUUGGGUCAGCUGGAGCAGAACUGUCUUUCCCUAAAGAAUAUUGAGAAAGAAACUGUGGGUUUUUGGCAUUCUCUGUCUGAUACAGUGAGAGCAUUCUGUAAUAAACAGCAGAAGAGGUUGGAAUCUAUAGAAUUACUUGGAGGGAGCAUCCAAGCCCACCAGAGGCAAGCAGAGGGAACAGAAGCAAUGUCUAGCAUGUCCACUGCAGUUCCAGAUGCAGAAACCGAAGACAAACCAAGACAGUAAAAAAGUAAAACAGUUUCUAGCUAGAAAGUACAUUAAAAUGUAAAAACUAUUAAAAACAUUGCAGAAAGUAUUUGUGAAUUGUAUGAGUUGUAUUUAAAUGUAUUAUGUUUACACAAUUUGUUUUAACACUUACAUUGCCUUGUUAUAAACAUGGGAUAUACUUUUCCUUUUACACUAAAUUCUGCAAUCAGACUAUGAAAAUGUGGCAUUUAAAAAGAAAAACAUUCUGGGUAGAAUAUUAAAGUUGACAAUGAGUUUUUGAGUAAAAUUUUUAUAUGAUUUAUAAUGAUCUGAUAUGAUUUGAUAUCUCUUCUAUAUUUCUAUCAAAUAGCUCAAUGAUCUACAUCCCUCCUCAAAUUCCAACAGAUUUUGAAAGUAAUUUAUCAAAAAAAUGAUCAAGAAUAGAUGUAAUAGUUUAUGCAAUAUUGUUUAUAAACAGUCUGUAUACAUAUGGGAGAGGGUUGUUUUUCCAUUUGCAUCUAAUACACAAUUGUAGCUGCUCUAAA